CGGGGUUUCUGCUACUAGCCAGAUCUUUAUUCCUCACUCAACUCACCUUCCUGCUCCCUGCAACUUCCUAUCCACAAACCUCCGCGCUCUCGUAGACUGCUGGUUCUCACCCACUGUCCCUACUGUCUUCAUCCGACUAUCGCCAUCAUCGAUUGUCCCUAGGGGACUCCACCGUUCUCAAAUCUUAGCUUGUUUAGCGCGCUGGCUCAACUUCGCCUUGCACGACUCAACCCGCACCUAGCCGGCUCCUGAUCACACACCUCUCCCAGGCGAAAGCUUGGAGAUUACCGCUUGUGGUACAUCGCCACCGGCCUUGACUGACUCCUCUGCAUUGCAUGGUCCCGGCCCUGGCCGCUGGACAAGAUGGCAAUGCCCAGCAUGGGGAGCGACUUCCAGCUCUUCUCCCCUAAUAACAACAAGAGGAAUUCAAGAGACUCACAGGCCGAGUCCAUGUCCUUCGCCCCGUCCUCCACAGACGAGGCUACCCAGGAUUGGACACAAUGGAUGCGAUGGGAUGAUCAAGGCUUCGCGGAGGGCGUCAAAGAGCUCUCCCAGUCACCCUUCGACUUAGCAUUCACCUCACCCAACACAUCCACGGGCAACCCCAGCACCGGUUUCCUCAACAAAUCCGAAUUCUCUCCCGACAUCUCUCUCGACUGCACUGGUCUACCCUUUGACUCAUUCUUUGAUCGCGGCUACAAUAGCAUGACCAACUCCAAGGGCGACUCGAGCGGAGCAGAGAUGCCCUCUACCCUGUCGACGGCAGCAUGCUCACCACUGUCACCAGACGGGAUCACUCGAAAGCGCAAGUCGGGCAGUGACGAUGACGGCUCAACCGUGAGUGGCAUCAUGCCAACCGGGAAGAAAAUGCCGGCCAAGAAGCGAGCCCACAAUGUCAUCGAGAAGCGGUACCGCGCCAAUCUCAACGACAAGAUUGCCGAGCUGAGAGACAGCGUGCCUAGUCUGCGAGCCUCAAAGAAUGCAGCCGGCAACAUGAUCGAUGAUGACGAAGGCGAGGGCGUCACUCCUGCCAGCAAGCUCAACAAGGCGUCCAUCCUAUCAAAGGCCACAGAAUACAUUCGCCACCUGGAAAUCCGCAACAAACGACUCGAAGAGGAAAACACCGCCCUCAAGAAUCGACUACGUCUCGCAGACAAGGCUGCCGAGCAAAUGAUCACAUCCGCUGCCUCCGUUUCAUCGCCCAGCAACUACACCGAGUCCGGGGCAAGCUCAUCCCCGAGUGUGUUCUCACAGGUUGAGGAUUCACCCAGUGAUCAUUCUCCCACAUCGCUGCAUCCGCCCGAAGGGAUGAUGAAGGUGCCGGAUGCCUUCAAGCGUCUCCGGGACGAGGCAGCUGCCAAGAACAACGCUUUCUCCCAGUCGUACAUCCAGUAUCCCAGCGGCAGCGGCAGCAGCAGCAACGGAGCCACGCAGAGUGGCGGAGGCCGGAAACGGUCGUACUACCCCAACAAGUAUAUGCUUGGCGCUCUCGCUGGCCUCAUGGUCAUCGAGGGCUUGGGCAGUGAAAAGGAAUCUGACUCGACCGCCAAGGGACUGCUAGCGGUGCCCGUCAACUUGUUGAGCAGCGGCCUGCAAAAUCCGACCUUCAAGUACUGGCUGGCGAUGGCCCGCAGUUUCUGGUACUCAUGGCACGCCCGAGCCAUCUCGCAUUUCCUCAUCCUUGCCACCCUGGUCGUCGGUAGCGCAUUCGUGGUCUUUGUCUACCUCUUCAACGCCGGGCCCAAACAUCAACCAGGCUCGUCCAAGACUGCGGUCAUGUCCGAUGCCUCUCUGUCUUCAUCAAGCUUCCGACGCCAAGCAUGGUUGACCAGCAUUCAGCAAGUCGGCGUUCCCCGCCACCGGUUUUUCCGCGAGUGGUAUGUGGUGACUUCGCGCUGUUUCGAGUAUGUGCUACGGUGUCUUCUGGGCUGGAAGCUGUACUCUUCCAUCACCGGAGUUACCGUGGAGGACGACAAGGGUCGAGUGAAGUCAUGGGAUAUUGCCAUUGAUGCACAGCUGGCUGGGGGCGAUCCCGAGAUCAGCAAGAGCCGACUGGUACUCACCAUUUUCGCGGCAGGAACCUUGCCUCGCAGUCCAAUGAGGAUGAUGCUCAAGGCACUGCAUUGCCGUAUCUUACUCUGGCGAGUCGGUGUUCCCGGAUCGUGGACGUUUCAAGUCUCCAACGAUGUUGCUCGAUCGUUAGCAGGCUACCAAUGGGAUCUUGCCCGAAAAAUGCACGCAGCUAUGCCGAAAGAUCAUCCCGAUGCGCUGCCCAGUCAUUUGGCUGCUUUACUGCAGCUCGACUGCGAUGAGGUCAUGAUUGACACUGUCGUGCAGCGAGCCGCCAAUCUCACCUGGAACCGCUCCCCCCAAGAGGGGGCUGAUGACGAUGAGGCCCUACUGGAUGUUGUGGAGGAAGAUCCAGCUAUUCGAUCCUCCCUCGACGCCCUUGCAGCCUGGUGGUCAAGUCACAUCUUGCAGCGCGCACUGCUUCGAUACUUUGAGGCUAGCUCUGGUGGGCCUGAUGCGAAGAAGAGCCGUGAUUUGUUUAAGACCAAGAUCAAGAUCGCUUUGGACGUCGCUCCCCAGCCGUCUGCCGCUCAUACCCGCGCUUUGGUAAUGAAGGCGGUCUUCUUCGACCAAGACCGUGCCGCGAACAUCGGGGCGGUCCUGGCAGCGCUACCCAAGGACAAAGGGAAGAGUAAGCAAAGUCAAGUGUGCAACUUCCUAGAUUCGUCACUCCCAGUCUCGGUGCGGGAUGAGAUCGCCAUAUCCGUCCGCUGUGCCAUGAUUGCGGCCAUCUUUACGGCACGAAUCACGGGUGACACCUCUCUCCCCGCAACUUUCACCAUCCAGAAAGCCAUCACAUGGUUCAAUCAGCUACCCCUCGAUCCUGUGGAUUUGACCCUUAUCGGAUUUGCCUCGGUCUACCAUCUGUUGCAUGUUCUGGCUUCAGACACUGAUUACCUCUCUUCUUCUGAGUCAUCGCCCUCGACCCCCGCGUCCAGAAGCUCGACACCGUCGUCGCUUUGCUCCGAUGACGAAGCUCACGACAAACCCCGCUUCUCCCCGAAGCAACCCGUUUCGCCUCAGUCCAUCCCCAACCUGAGCCGUGUUGCAUCCGAGCUGAUGUACUGGGCACGCAAUGCCUACAACCCCGCAUUCUACGGUUUCACCCCUCAACUGGUGAAGGUGAUUGAGAAUGAAUGCACAUCACUAUGCCGUAGUGCUGGGGUCGACGUGGCCGACUAUUCGUCCGUUCGGGCUGCGAAGACCAAAGCCAAGCAGGUCAAGGAAAAGAAGAAGAAGAGACACUCCAGGCGGGCUUGACUUGCCACGUGCUCCGGGAGUGCAAGGGAUCCAAAGGAUGCCUCUCUCAAAGCUAUUUUGUCGGAGCUUGGGUCUUCCCCAUCUAUGAUGGCAGGGCCUGCGGCCUGGAGCCAAGCAGUUGCUGGAUGAUGGGAACUUGCAUU
Aspergillus homomorphus CBS 101889 is the source of this 3473-nucleotide messenger RNA. Its product is annotated as basic helix-loop-helix domain-containing protein. Gene Ontology annotation, molecular function: protein dimerization activity. The coding region runs from base 364 to 3330 and encodes 988 amino acids. NCBI's taxonomy places the organism in Eukaryota, Fungi, Ascomycota, Eurotiomycetes, Eurotiales, Aspergillaceae. The transcript has 2 exons. Gene Ontology annotation, biological process: SREBP signaling pathway; positive regulation of transcription by RNA polymerase II. The record is from RefSeq and is a predicted model, not a curated record.